AGCCAAGUGCUAAGUUUUUGCAUUGCAAUUUUGUUAAUUGUUUGCCUCAUGUAGAAGGCACUUGUAGCACGUAAAUAAUAAUUAUGCCUGGCACAGUUUUAUUACACUUGUAUCGGAGCGCACAGUAUGACAGCGAAUACGCUGAAGAGCACGCCGCACAGGAUACGCCGGAUAGGCGAAAGCCUGCAGAUGUUGACGCAGGAGGCUCGACGCACAGUUGUGCGUUAUGAGUAUAUCGUUAUAUGUCUCAUGGUGCUGGUGGCGAUCUUUUCGAUUAUCUGGAGCGUUUCCUUGCACAUGUUGUCGGGCGAUUUCAAUGCGGGAAUCAUCAGUGCCAAAAUAACGUUUAAGGAUCGCGACUAUGAUCAAAUGAAUGCGAAGAGCAUAGAGAUUAUCAAACAGGAUUUACAGAGUCUGGGACAACUGUCGUAUGAAUACGAAGAGACGCCGCAACCGCUGAGGAGCGACAGCCAAACUAAGAAGCCAAAAUACAAAUUCGAACAUAUCUACGAGACGAAGGACAAUGCGCCACUGCUAGCGCGUUUGGUCAGCGAGCAGGAGCGAGCACAGGAGGAUGCAACAACCACGACAAAUGCACCGCCCAAGAUAGUGCCGAAUGCUGAAGCGGAUCUCAAAUUUCUGUCUAGCCAGUCUAUAGACACACAUGGCACUCGCUGGAGUCACGGCUUUGGCGCUCAAUUUGUUUACGCCUUUCCACUGAUAUCGGAAAUUGUGGCCAUUAUCUGGACGGCCAUGUGUCUCAUCUAUCAAACGGGCAGCAGGAAAACAUCUGUCCUGCCCAAGCCUUGGCGCAUUGUCGUGCCCUCCAUAUUGAUCUUCUCGCUGAUGAGCCUGGGCAGCGCUGCCUAUACGAUACUGACCAAUGGCUAUCUGCGCCGGCUGUGCGGACAACUGCGGCAGAGUCUCACUAAUCCACUGGCCAUUAGUUGUGGAGAUGCCAUUGCUCUGCUGCGUCCGCGCAUUCACGAGCACAGCGUCUCGCAUGAUGCGUAUCUGGAUCUGUUUCGCUGCAGCUACAUCAUCAGCAUGAUCUUGUGGUUCCUGGCCCUGCUGAUCAUGGUGCUGCGCUAUGUGUUCGCCAUCGAUUUCCAGCUGGUUGACAUUGAGGACAUGUUCGAUCGUCCGCUACAGCCGGUCUACACGGAGGUGCAGCAAAGCAGUCCACAGCACAAGCAGCAGCAGCUGAGGCCCAGGUCCGAGGAUGAUUUCCAGAGCGCCAAGUCGCGACUCAGCGAUAUCACAGUGCCGCUGCUCGAUGCGAAGAGCCACGAGCAACAACAACAACAACAAAUACACUUAACAACUGUCGCCUAAGCCUUGACUUUGUCACAAGCGCAAGCACAUCAGAAAUCUCAGGUUUAUUUUUAUACGAUUCUUUUAGCGAACAAAGCCGAGCUCCCAAGAGCGCAACUAGAACAGAUUGAAGAAGAAGACAUAGCAUCGGCAUGCCGAAGCUUAAAUAUUCUUGCAGAAGCCAAAGUUUCUUAGUUUUCACACUUUUAGAAAGUAUAAAAGUAAUAUCAAGUACCCUAUCUAACUGCCAAAAUGCGAUAAGCUUUCUCUAUCACGUAAGCCCUCUUAUAUGAGCGCCUUAUCAGCAUUGAAGUAUUAUUGCACGUUUGUUGUUAUAGAAGUAAUCAGUUCUUAAUUUCAAAUUUAUAUUGCUUUCAAAACAAAAGGCGGAAAAUAUUUUCAUUGCGGAAUUUUGAAUUGAAGCGAUUGAAAUAGUCUCAGUUAUAUGAUCUACCACUCCAUUGUGAUUGGGUUUAUUAAAUAUAAGAUAUUGGAAAGGUAUCAAAAUUUUGUAUAGGUAAACUCUUGCA
Drosophila navojoa is the source of this 1844-nucleotide messenger RNA. RefSeq lists its product as uncharacterized. Lineage: Eukaryota; Metazoa; Arthropoda; Insecta; Diptera; Drosophilidae. The record is from RefSeq and is a predicted model, not a curated record.